This is a messenger RNA of Penicillium paradoxum, 1059 nucleotides long. RefSeq lists its product as uncharacterized. The transcript has 2 exons. The record is from RefSeq and is a predicted model, not a curated record. Lineage: Eukaryota; Fungi; Ascomycota; Eurotiomycetes; Eurotiales; Aspergillaceae. Bases 1 to 1059 code for a protein of 352 amino acids.
AUGCCUCUUCACCUUCUAGGCAAAAAGUCAUGGAACGUCUACAACACCGAGAAUGUUGCGCGCGUCAGACGGGACGAGGCGCAGGCGAAAGCCCGCGAGGAAGAGGACGAACGUAUCAUGCAACAGGAAGAUGCUGAACGCAGAAUCAAAAUCCUUCGCGGCGAACGUCCACCUACCCCUCCGCCCGCCCCCUCACUUCCAUCAUCCGAAAAAGACACCAGAUCAGACAGAAAGUCCCACGAUGCUGGAAGGUUCCGCAAGAGAAGGCGGGUUGCCGGAGAAGAUGACACGGAUCGAGAUAUACGAUAUGCUCGAGAGGACGCGGCACAUGCAGCUGCAAAGCGGGAAGAGCUGUUGCUCGCCUCUCGCCAAGCCGAUACAGCGCAGGCACCGAUCCUAGACAAGACUGGUCACAUCAACCUGUUCCCAGCUGCAAGUGCUAAAGCUGAGAAGAACCAUGAAGCAGAGGCAGAAGCGACACGAAAGAAACGGAGCUAUGAAGAUCAAUACACGAUGAGAUUUUCUAACGCUGCAGGCUUCAAGGAGACAGUUGGUCGGAAACCCUGGUACUCCUCUGCAGAUCAGAAUGCAACUGCGCCAGGUUCUAUGCCCGAAAAAGAUGUGUGGGGCAACGAAGAUCCAAGGCGCAAAGAGAGAGUACAGGCUCGCAUGAGCGCAAAUGACCCACUCGCGGCUAUGAAGCGAGGCGUUCGUCAGCUGAAAGCAACGGAACAGGAACGGAAGCGAUGGCACGAUGAAAAGCAAAGGGAGAUCGCGAGAUUGAAAGCUGAGGAGGAACAGAAAUCAAGCCAUCGGCGGAGGCGGUCCCCAUCAGUCGGUAGCCUUGAUGGUUUCAGACUCGAUGCUCCUGACAGAUCACGGGAGAAGGACCGCACAAGUUCUGAGCGGCAUCAUCGCCGCCACCGAGACCGAAGUCGAGAUCGCUCGCAUCAUCGAUCCCACCAUUCCUCCUCCCAUCGCAGUCAUCGUGAUCAUAAUGAUGGACGUUCUGAGACUGCCAGGCGGUCGAAAACUUCAGAAGCAAGACUUCCUAACUAG